Molecule: messenger RNA, 267 nt
Organism: Uncinocarpus reesii 1704
Lineage: Eukaryota; Fungi; Ascomycota; Eurotiomycetes; Onygenales; Onygenaceae
Exons: 2
Coding region: 1-267 (88 amino acids)
Source: RefSeq, a predicted model, not a curated record
AUGUCCAUAAUCCCGAGCCGGUCGACGAUAGUGGCAGACCGGGUCUGGAUCUGGUCGGACGACAAUGCAGGUCGGCCGGGUCUUGCAAACUCUCUCACGGGGUACGCAGCGAAAGGUAUAGGUGCGAAUGAGAAGAAUAUCGCCGAUGGGGAAAUUUCUGGGGUGAAACGAGUGCAAGUCAAACUUGAGAGAGGACCAAGCGAGAGACUCUGGGACAAACAGAGUGACGGCGCUCCCAGAGGGGAGUUUAUCUGGGCCUCUGCUUGA